AUGACCACAACCACGACCACGACCGCGCCCGAGCCUGCGCCUGCGGCUUCGGCUGCUCCUUCUGCUGCUGCUGCUGCUACUGCCGCUGCCGCCGCCCUCACCGCGCUGCCCGCGCCCCCCCACCAGCUCGCGACCCGUCGCAGGGCGCUCGCAGGAUCAUUCCCUGCGAGCGCUGCGUCGACGCGCUUAUGGUGA
This is a messenger RNA of Ascochyta rabiei, 195 nucleotides long. RefSeq lists its product as uncharacterized. NCBI's taxonomy places the organism in Eukaryota, Fungi, Ascomycota, Dothideomycetes, Pleosporales, Didymellaceae. The transcript has a single exon. The record is from RefSeq and is a predicted model, not a curated record. Bases 1 to 195 code for a protein of 64 amino acids.